AUGCUCGUCUUUAAGAUUCCCUUCAAUGCCUACUCCAUCCAGUUCAACCCCUUCUACGAGGCUCGCAUCGCCAUCGCCACCACCCAAAAUUUUGGAAUCCUUAGCAAUGGUCGCCUUCACGUCCUCGAUCUCAAUCCCGUCGGUCCCAUAUCCGAGCACAUCGCCUUUGACACCGCCGAUGGAGUCUACGACGUCUCUUGGUACGAGUCUCGUGACUCUCUUCUCGUUGCCGCCAUAGCCGAUGGCUUUGUUAAGCUUUACGACCUUGCUCUUCCCCCCACAUCUAAUCCCAUUCGUUCCUUCCACGAACAUACUCGCGAGGUUCACUCUGCCGACUACAACCCUGUUCGUCGCGACUCCUUUUUGACUUCCUCCUGGGACGAUACCACUAAGCUCUGGACCCUAGACCACUCCACCAGUGUCAGAACAUUCAAAGAGCAUGCCUAUUGCGACUAUUCCUCCGUCUAGAACCCUCGUCACGGCGAUGUCUUCGCUUCUACCUCUGGCGAUUACAUCGUUCGCAUUUGGGAUGUGCGAGAACCAGGCUCCACCAUGAUAAUUCCAGCUCAUGAUUUCAAAGUUCUAUCUUGCGAUUGGAAUAACGAUGAUUGUUGCAUUGUUAUGGCUUCGGUCGAUAAAUCGAUUAGGGUAUGGGAUGUUAGGAGCUACAGGACUCCGGUUUCUGUAUUGAAUGGCCAUGGAUAUGCAGUUAGGAAAGUGAACUUCUCUCCGCAUCGACUGUGUUUGUUAGCCUCCUGUUCCUACGAUAUGACUGUCUGUUUGUGGGAUUACGUGCUGGAGGAUGCUAUUGUUGGGAGUUAUGAUCAUCACACUGAAUUCGCCGUAGGAAUCGAUAUGAGCGUGCUUGUCGAGGGCCUGCUUGCCAGCACUGGAUGGGAUGAGCUUGUUUAUGUAUGA
This is a messenger RNA of Benincasa hispida (wax gourd), 918 nucleotides long. NCBI's taxonomy places the organism in Eukaryota, Viridiplantae, Streptophyta, Magnoliopsida, Cucurbitales, Cucurbitaceae. The record is from RefSeq and is a predicted model, not a curated record.